UCAAGUUUCAACUGACAUCCAAUUUACAAAAGAAAACCAGACCGCCCCUCCCCCAAAAAAAUGUCCAACUCACCUACAACUUCCAUUGCCUUCUCUUUACAAUAUCUCCACCUCUAUCCUCCAACUUUAUAUAUAUAUGUCUCUCAUCUCCCUAAUUAUCACAGAAAAACAGAUAUAUCCAUAUAAUCCUUGUUAGUUAUGGAUUGGUUUUCAUGGCUAUCCAAAACCGGCCUUGAGCCGUCUCUAGUUUACGAGUAUGGCCUCGCUUUUGCUCACAAUGAGCUUGAAGAAGAAGAUAUAAUUUACUUCAACCACGAGUUUUUGCAAAGCAUGGGGAUUUCCAUAGCCAAACAUAGGCUAGAAAUCCUCAAGCUUGCUAGAAAGGAAAAGGGUGCAAGCCCACGCCCCAUAUCAAGGCUUCUUGUUGCCAUGAGGAGGACAAAGAGGUGCUUAGCUAAAUACAUCCAUACAUGGAUUCAUCGCGAGGAGUCAGCUCUGGCGAUUGUACCGAGGCCUAGUUAUGGGACAAGAUGGAAGGGAGCCAUGUUGAAGAGGAACAAAAGAUUGACGAUGGCAAAGCAGGGGAGGUUGCUGCUCACAAAUGGGAGUCCGAGUCCUAUGGCGGCUUCCGGGCCUCCGCGUGUUGACAGUUUUUCGAGCCCUCUGGUGUGUGAUCUCCGCAAGGAGGAAAAGAUGAACGGCAGCGAUGACAGGUACUGGUUGACCGGUGUUGAAGAGAUCAGGUGGGAUACCAUGUUUCAGGAUUUGAAACCCACAUGAAUUCUUCCUCUGUUUUGCUCUCUCUCUCUCUCUCUCUCUCUCUCUCUCUCUCUCAUUUUGUCAUAUUUUUUGGUUUUUGUGGAGUUAAUUCAAUGGUGAGAGAAGGGUUUUUUGGGUUCUCCACCAGAGGGUUUUGGGUGUGUUUCAUAUAAGAAUUGUUUUUUAUAUUUUUCAUUAGCGGUGGGUGCUGCAGACAACAAGACUUUAGCACGAAAGGUCUGCUUCAGUAAUGAGAUUGUCUAACCUCCCCCGCCUGUUUUUGGAAUGACUUUAAUGGAAGAUAGAAAAAGAAAGCUGAUGUCUUUGUGAGCACAAUGAAAAGUUAGAUUCGAUGUCCAAUUCCACCCCA
Carya illinoinensis is the source of this 1129-nucleotide messenger RNA. RefSeq lists its product as uncharacterized. Gene Ontology annotation, molecular function: protein binding. The coding region runs from base 199 to 780 and encodes 193 amino acids. The transcript has a single exon. Lineage: Eukaryota; Viridiplantae; Streptophyta; Magnoliopsida; Fagales; Juglandaceae. The record is from RefSeq and is a predicted model, not a curated record.